Molecule: messenger RNA, 3432 nt
Organism: Neospora caninum
Lineage: Eukaryota; Apicomplexa; Conoidasida; Eucoccidiorida; Sarcocystidae
Exons: 2
Coding region: 1-3432 (1143 amino acids)
Source: RefSeq, a predicted model, not a curated record
AUGGAGGCGGGCGAAGUUUUGGUUCUCUCGCGCAGAGAGUUGGUUCCGUGUUCCUCGUCUUCGUCUCUCGCUUCUGGUAGUUGCUUGCCUCCGUCUCGAGAGCGGAAGGAAGGAAAGGUCAGUAGUCCGAGAGCGGUAGAGAAGAAGAAGAAACGCCGAGAGGCCCGAGGCGACAGCCAGACAUGCCCUGCAGAGUGUACCGAGAGCGCAGCCGCAAGUGAGCCUGUGGACUCCACAGACAGAGGUACUGGUGGGUCGCCUUCGUCCCAAAAGACAGUCUCAGGCUGUCGCAUAUCCUCCAAACGCGCGGCGCGUGGGCGCGGACGCGGGCAAGGAGUUUGUGAAGAAGAGCGGCCGGCGCAAGGCGUUUCCUCAGAGCCGGCGCCGGGGCCCGCUCCUUGUUGCCGAGGAGAGACAGGCAACGAGGGCGGCCCCGGCCGCACGCGAGGAGCGAAGGGAGAAGAAGAGGGCGAGACGCAGCUCGUACCGGGGGUUCAGUCAGCGCCCCAGCGAACUGCAGACGACCUCGGUGGUCACAAGGCGAACCGAGGCGCGUCUCAAAACCGAAGACGCAAGGAAGAAAGGCGGGGAGAAGAGGCGCUGGAUUUUUCGUCAGUGCCUGUCGACAAAGGCGAAAGAACUGCGAGGAGCUCUGGAGCCGUCCUCGCGCCCAGUCACGUUUCCGCUUCCGCCGCGUCCAGUCAGAAGAGGGCCUCGCGAGGCUGCCUGUCUUCCUGUCAUCCUGCAUCGUCUCGAGACGCGUUUGCCUCGACCGUGGUUUACGCGUCGGCCGGCGAAGUUGACCGCGGGGCGGGGUGUCGAGCGCCUUCGGAAGUUUUGGCGCCUGAGGAGGGGACGAAGGAGGGGAAGGCAAGAACAAGGACCGGGAAGAGAGAGAGUCAGGGAGUGGUGAAACGGAACGUGGUCUCGGACAGAGAAGAUAGGAAAGAUAGAAAAGAAGAUAAGGCAGGAGGGGCAGUGAGGGAGAAACUUUCCCGCUCUUCCUCUUCAUCCUCGUUGGCCACAUCGAAGGAGAGAAUGGAGCAAGAAGAGAAUAACACCGGAGGGGAACCGAUGGAAUCUGAGUCACACGCCGGCGGGGCGGAGCCGAAAGAAGGUGCGGAUGAGCAGGAGAGGCGCGGAAAGGAGAAGCAAGGGAAAGCGAAGAAAAGGGCUGCCAAGAAAGAAGGGAUUCCUCCUGGGAUUUUUGGCGGAACGGGUAGAAGCCGAAAAGGAGAAAAGUCGAAACCAGGCGAAGAAAGAGAAGACAAAGAAGCGGGUAAGCGGGAGAACACGGUGUUGACGAUUUGCGAUGAGAAGGCGAAAGACGGCUCGGUGGGAGAGAAGCAGAAGACACUGUCGAGUUCCCUGUCUCCAGUAGAGGGGGACACAACACAGGGCGAGAAGAGAAAGAAGAACAGGAAGAAAUCUGAGUGCGCGACUCCCCCGCUGCAUCCUGCGCAGCCUUCGAAGCCAGGCAUGGGAAAAACGCAGACUGCUUCCCGCGAGGCGAAGAACAAACGAAACGAAAGGCGGAGCACCGAAGGUGUCUCUUCGUUGUCGCCAUCUUUCAGUCCUGCUUUCGGCCCGUUGUCGACGGCUAGGUCGUCGCGUUCUCUUCCCUGUUCCUCCUCUUCGGGUCGUGGAGAGCAGGGGGAAGGGGUAGGCGCGGCGAGUUACGAGCCGCCGAGUGUAUCCGGCUGCGUGCCCACAAGGCACAGCGAACCACGUGCGGGAAUGUCUCUCUCCGCGUUGGGUUACAUUCGCUUUGGAGGCCUGUCGAGCGCUCUCAGUGCCUCGACGAGCUUCCUUCUUCAGAGUUUGGUUCAGAGACAAGAGGCCGCGAGACACAUGAAAGCCGUCGAGGGCGGACCCUCCGCCCAGGCCGCAGCGUCAGCAGUUUCUUCGGCCGGAGUCUCGGCAGGCUGUGGGCGCCUCUCCGGUGUGCAGAAGGAAGGCGGAUGCAGCGAAGAAAGCAAGGAAAGACAACAGAGCGGCGAGAGGGACGAGGCGACUCAAGGAACCCGCCCGGCGGGAAGUUCCGAUCUGGAAGAGAAGACUGAGAAGCAGGAGAAGGGCGCGAAGACAUUGUUCUUCUCUCGAAGAGACGGAACUCUCGAUUCGUUCUUCUCUCUGCUCGGCUCGAUGUCAAGUCCUUCUGCAUCUGCCACUCCUGCCACUGCCUCAUCAUCCCGUCCGUCGUCAGCCUUGUCCUCGUCCUCGUCUUCCCUCUCGACGGCGCCCCCGCUGGACCCACGUCGGGAGAGAGAAAGUCCAGGGCUCCCGGAGGGCGGAGAGCAGGACGCGGCACCUGUCUCCCCCACGAGCUUCCUGUUGGGGCUUUUGACGCGGCGCUCGUCCGGGCGAGGCGCGAGCGCGGAGACGGUUGGAGGCAAGGGGACAGCGCGAAAGGGACAAGCCGAAGCAGCGGCGCUGGACGCACGGCCUCUUCUGUCUCUGCUGAGGGCCCCAGAGUCGAGGGGCCGAGGCAUCGAGACUCAGGAAACGUGUGUGCGCGGAAGAGAGGGAAAGGACGCGGUGGGUCUCCCAGCGUUCAAAAGUCCGUCUCCAAUUCUAACGCAUGCGAGUCGGGACUCUGCGGAAGUCAACAGCGCGGUUGAGUCGGAGGAGGCCUUGACCGGCUCGAGUGCGUCGCCUGCACUCACGGCGCAAAGUCGGGAAUUGCCGAACUCGUCUUCUCGGAAGGCUGUACAACUUCUGAAGUCCGGUCCUGGGGUGUCUCCGGCUGUCCCCUAUGCCGCUUCACAGUCGCCCUCGCUUGCCGCGCUGAUGGCAGGAGGGGGGCUGCUUUCGGCCCCUUCGGCCCACAACUUCCCUCUGGGUAGAACGAAGUCUGCGCCUUCUGGAAACGUGUCUGCUGCGGCGUCUGCUGCGCUGUUUCUCCCCGUGCGCCCAGAGACUUCAUCGCCGGGUGCGCCGCCUGACCACGUGGGCUGCGGCAGGCGCGAAACCGAACAGCGAGGCAAUGCCUACGAGUCUCAACGCGCUGCUCACAGCAGAGAAACGCGCAGACUCUCGUUCGCGCGGGGAAUUCCGUCGUCGCCAUCGUCGGCAUCUUCGCGCUCGUCAUCGGUUUUCGUGGUCGGUAGCCGAGGAUCGUUUGGACGCGGAGACAUGAGCAGGCGAAUUCUCCCAGCUUCCUUGGGCGCAAAGGCCACAGGGAACGGCGGGGGACAUGGGGCAAACAAGGAGAAGCGACGGGCGGGCAUGCGGAGGAGCGCCAGUGUGGAGACCGUGACGGAGACAGAGACGCGGGAGCGGGCGGCGAGAAGGAAAGAAGGGAGACUCGUGGAGAAGAUGUCUGUGCAAAGAGAGGCUGGGAAGCCAGGCUCGAGAGAAUUUGCGGCCCCGUCCUUCAUGGCCAUUCCCUUCCCUCACGAGGUCCCCCCUCCGCCGUUUCUUCGAAUGUAG